UCACGUGUUCGGUAUAUAUCGCACGAUUAAACGCGUAUGAAGUGAUCUCGUUCAACUUGUGCGUCGACGAGAAGUUCCGUCGGGUCAGCAGCUUGGCGUUCGAAGGAUCCGAAGUUUCCUUUUCCGAAAUAUGAAAGAACGAACGGUGCAUUGGAUUGCAACAAUUUUUCUUGUCGCGAUAGUUCUGAAAAGAGCAUCUGCGGCGAGUGACGAGAAGAUUACGUUAGACAAUGGAAAAUCCUCGGAAAAUGAAGAUUCCUUGGACUUAAAGGCAUCGGAAUCUACCUAUAAUUUCCCUUUAUCCAUCAAUUUUGGAAACUCCUUCCACUCUUUUGGGUAUUCGCCACAACCAGCCAACUUGUACUCAAAAUUCCUAAAUACAGGCAACAUUCAUCAAGAAAUUAGAUGUGGUGACACGUAUCCACGAGGCUGCGAGAAAUUACGAUACCGGACGUACGAUGGCUCUUGCAACAAUCUUCGAAAUCCUACAUGGGGUAUGGCAAACACGAGAUACGGACGUCUUUUACCAGCGAACUAUGGAGACGGAAUCCGAUCGCCUACGACUUCGGUUACUGGAGCGGAAUUGCCACUAUCACGAAUGGUCAGCUACACAAUGUUCCCCCCCGUCGAUAUUGACAAUCGAAAAUGGACGUUGGUAGCCAUGCAAUGGGGACAAGUUAUUACUCACGACAUGGCUUUGAUCGACGGAACUACUCAAUCAAAGCCCCACGCGACCAAGUGUUGCACAGACGACGGACAAUUGGUGGACGAGGCGAUGCUUCACAAUCUAUGUUACCCCAUACUUAUUCCUUACAAUGACCCCGUCUACAGCAAGGCCAACACAAGAUGUAUCAACUUCGUCCGUAGUACAACCGACCUUGACCGUGGCUGCUCCUCGCAAUACAAACCAGCAGAACAGCUGACCGUCGUUACGCAUUACAUGGAUCUCUCCCUGGUUUAUGGAUCCAGUGAUCAAGUUGCAGCCAGUUUGAGGGCGGGAGUUGGAGGCCGUUUGAACGUAGACGUUCGACAUAACAGGGAAUGGCCACCCGCGGCAACCAAUAAGAGUCAAGUUUGCGAUACUACGGAACCUGACGAAGUUUGUUAUCAAACCGGCGACACUCGUGGUAAUCAGAAUCCCCAGUUGACCGUUUUACAAAUAAUACUGCUCAGAGAGCAUAAUCGUGUGGCUGAUGCUUUGGCUCGUCUGAAUCCACAUUGGACAGACGAAACAAUAUUCCAAGAGACGCGACGAAUCGUGAUCGCAGAACAUCAACAUAUUUCGUACUACGAAUGGCUGCCAAUAUUUUUAGGCGUUGAAGGGACAUACGGUAACAAGAUUUUGUACGACACAAAAGAUUACGUGAACGACUACGAUCCUAACGUGAACCCGAGUGUCCUGAACGAACAUUCUACAGCAGCUUACCGAUAUUUCCACUCUCUUAUCGCUGGAUACCUCAACUUAGUGACCGAACAUCGAUUCGCAACCGGUGCGUUGAGGCUCAGCGACCAUUUCAACAAUCCAGGCGUUAUCGAAGAGCGCAACAACAUGGACGACCUCAUGAGAGGCAUGGCUUAUCAGCCACACAAAGCAGGCGAUCAGUAUUUUGACGCGGAGAUUACGCAAUUUCUAUUUAGAAUGGGUAGACCACUGGGAUCGGACCUUCGGGCGACGGAUAUUCAAAGGAAUCGCGAUCACGGACUCGCGUCGUACAACAGUUUCCGCGAGUAUUGCGGUUUACCCAGAGCGAAGUACUUCGCCGAUUUCACGGAUUAUAUUUCCAUCGCGAACGUGGAAAAGUUGUCUGAAUUGUACGCAAGUCCCGAUGAUGUUGAUCUAACUGUUGGUGGAUCGUUAGAGGCCCACAUACCAGGAACACAAGCUGGACCAACUUUCCUAUGCAUUCUUACUAGACAGUUUUAUCGAACGCGCGUGGGUGAUCGUUUCUGGUUCGAAAGAGGCGACAACGAGGUGGCAUUUACUAUAGAGCAACUAAAUGAAAUACGAAAAUCUAGCAUAUCAAGACUAUUCUGCGACAACAGUGAUCACAUUACAAAUAUGCAACCAAAGGGAUUCCAACAAGUUUCUCAAUCUAACCCUGUCGUGAGCUGCGAAAAUAUUCCAGCAGUGGAUCUCUCGUUAUGGAAAGACUAUGCACCAGAAAUAGGAAGUCAUCAAAAUAUAGGAAAUCAUUAUUUUAAAAAGUAAAUUUAAGUAAUCCAAAUAAUUGUUUCAACUUUCUACACAAUUUCUAGAAAAUAUCGAAACCUAAUUAGACGUGGGCAUAGUUAUA
Colletes gigas is the source of this 2294-nucleotide messenger RNA. Its product is annotated as peroxidase-like. The record is from RefSeq and is a predicted model, not a curated record. Lineage: Eukaryota; Metazoa; Arthropoda; Insecta; Hymenoptera; Colletidae. Gene Ontology annotation, molecular function: heme binding; peroxidase activity. Gene Ontology annotation, biological process: response to oxidative stress. The transcript is spliced from 14 exons. The coding region runs from base 131 to 2209 and encodes 692 amino acids.